AAUAAAAAGAAUAUUUCCAAAUAUAACCGAGGAAAUAAUACUCAAUAUAAAAACCCCUUCUCUUCCUCGUUAGGGUUCUUUAUUUUCUCCAUCAUCAUCAUCACUCUCUCUAAUUAUGCUCUAAAUCAAGAAAUUGGAUUUUUAUGAGAAUUUUUUGAACAAUCAAUAAUCGCAUUUCAUCUGUGAGAGGAUGCCAGCAACGGAGUACCAGAGAUCAUUCGGGAGGACGCUACUGAACCUACGCCGCGACUCGGUCCACUCGGUCGCCGAAUCGUCAACCACCGCCGAGUCGACUCAGAUGGAGGCCGAGCUGGACUCGUUCCAGAGAAAAGUCUCCGAGAGGUUCGCCGACCUCAACGCAUCUACCUCCGAGGACCUUCUCUCCCUCGAAUGGGUCGGGAAGCUCCUCGACUCGUUCCUCUCGUGCCAGGAGGAGUUCCGCUCCGCCGUCGUCGUCUCCGGAAACCACCGCGCCGCGAUCAGCCCUCCGGCGGAGCGGAUGAUAGCGGAGUAUUUCGACAGGAGCGUCAAGGCCCUCGACGUCUGCAACGCGAUCCGCGACGGCGUCGAGCGGAUCCGCCAGUGGCAGAAGCUGAUCGAGAUGGUGGUCUGCGCUUUCGACGGGAAGAGGCCUCUCGGCGAAGGUCAGUUCCGCCGCGCGAAGAAGACGCUCGUCGAGCUGGCGAUCGGGAUGCUGGACGACAAGGAAGCUUCUUCCUCCUCGGGCUCUGUCUCUUCGCAGCAUCGUAACCGUUCGUUCGGUCGGAACAAGGAGCAUCCUCAUCAUAGGACGAUCGGGCAUUUCAGGUCGCUGUCGUGGAGCGUGUCGAGGUCGUGGUCGGCUUCGAAGCAGCUGCAAGCGUUGGGGAGCGGUUUGGCUCCGCCUCGGGCGGGGGACGUGACGGCGACGGGGGGUUUGGCGGUUCCUGUCUAUACGAUGGGUUCGGUUUUGCUGUUUGUGAUGUGGGCCCUUGUGGCGGCUAUUCCUUGUCAGGAUAGAGGGCUUCAGGUGCAUUUUAAUGUGCCUAGGAGUUUUCAGUGGGGAGGGUCUUUGAUGUCGUUGCACGAUAGGAUCAUCGAGGAGUCGAGGAAGAGGGAGAGGAGGAAUAGUUGCGGGUUGUUGAAGGAGAUUAAUCAGAUCGAGAGGAGCUCGAGGUUGAUGGGGGAGUUGGUUGAUUCUGUUCAGUUUCCCUUGUCGGAAGAGAAGGAGAUUGGGGUGAGGGAGAGGGUUGAGGAAUUGGGGCAGCUUCAAGAAGCUUUGAAGAAUGGUUUGGAUCCGUUUGAGAGGAAAGUGAGAGAAGUGUUUCAUAGGAUCGUGAGAAGCAGAACAGAGGGUCUUGAGUCUGUUGGAACAGCACCAUAGAAUGAGAACCUGUCUUUGUUUAUCAAAUGUGGGUUUCGUCUGUUUCAAAUUCUAAGAAAGCUUGGGUUGUUGGGGUAUAGAAGAUUGAAAAUGAAACUCUUUUUUUCGAUUUUUGUUGUCGGUUAUGUAUAUCUCAAAGCCAAGAACGGCACCAAAGAUUGUUAUUGUUAAUUUCUUUCUUAAGAUCUGAUUUCAAAAGCACGCUUAUUAUAAUAAGUUGUUCAUGAUU
This is a messenger RNA of Raphanus sativus (radish), 1592 nucleotides long. RefSeq names its product protein ROH1. The record is from RefSeq and is a predicted model, not a curated record. Lineage: Eukaryota; Viridiplantae; Streptophyta; Magnoliopsida; Brassicales; Brassicaceae. The coding region runs from base 191 to 1363 and encodes 390 amino acids. The transcript has a single exon.